AUGGCUUCGACGACCACUCAAGAGGUGGUUUCUGGUUCCAAUACAAGUGCCACGGAGGCAAUAAGUCAUCUUAAUACAGAUAGUACAGUUAGCAAGCCACCUCCGGAUUCUGAAGGUUCUGGAGUGGGUGCAGCAUCUAAAAGUGAGGAAGAUGAGAAGGAAACUAAGGGAGAGGAUGUUGUUGUGGAAAGGCCAGUUGUCAAUGCUUCGUAUGUUGGUUGGAAGCAGAUUGGGGGGUGGGAGGAGAGAGAUGAGCUCAAAGCGGAUGACUUGUUGUUAGAUUUGAACAGGGAGACUGCUUUGAGUAAUGUUCUUCCUGAUUCUGCAUAUGGGGAUUGGUUUCAUUCGGUGGGAUAUUUUUUCGUGGGGGGGUUCUUGUCGUUUUUGUUAGGGUAUUUUAAGUUUGGUUUGGCACCCGUGUUCUUUAUUGUUGUUGGGGUUGCGCUUCUUUAUCGUACUUCUAUCAAGAGGUAUCGUGCAUCUAUUAGGGAGCUGGUGCAGAAAGAACUGACAGUUCAGAAGGUGGAGGAUGAUUAUGAAUCGAUGGAUUGGUUGAAUAACUUUUUGGAUAAGUUUUGGCCUCGUAUAGAGCCAGCUGCGUCUAAAAUGGUUGUUGACCAAGUUAACGAGGAAUUAGCUAGGAACCCAGCUGUCCCCGGUUUCAUCCAAUCUUUGUGGGUUGAUCAGUUUACUUUGGGUGUUAAACCUCCGAGAAUUGAUCUUGUGAAAACUUUUCAGAACACAGAUCCAGAUGUGGCUGUGAUGGAUUGGGCAGUGUCUUUUACUCCCCAUGACUUGAGUGAUUUGGAUGCUAAACAGCUGAAGAACUAUGUAAAUCAAAGGGUUGUGAUCAAGGUGAAGAUAUUUGGUAUUUCAAUACCUGUUAUCGUUCAAGACAUUGCGUUCAGUGCACAUGUGAGAGUGCGGAUGAAGAUGAUGACGCCAUUCCCUCAUAUUGAGACUGCAAAUGUUCAAUUGCUAGAUAUUCCAGAUAUUGAUUUCAUGUUCAAGAUGUUUGGCGAUACUAUUUUUAACUGGGAACUUAUGGCAAUCCCAGGGUUGUUGCCCCUAAUCAAAGAGAUGGCAAGAAAGUACGCCGGUCCAAUUUUGUUACCCCCUUUUUCAUUCCAGUUGAACAUUCCUCAGCUGUUAUCAGGAUCAUCGUUAUCUAUUGGAGUUUUGGAACUCAGUGUGCACAAUGCAAAGAAUUUGAAAUGUUCACGUAGUUCACUGGAUGGUGAAGAAUUGAGUCCAUACUUGGAGUUCAGCUUCAAUGGUAAAGUCGUCGGGAAGACUGCAACGGUUAAGAAUACUUUGAAUCCCGUGUGGGAUGAGAGCAUGUAUAUCCUAGUAAGUUCGUUCACUGAUCCGCUAUCUAUUACAGUUUAUGCUCAACGUGAAAACUUGAAGGACAGAGUUUUGGGUAGGGUCCAGUACAAUCUUUCAUCUUUACAUGAUAAGCCACUUCAAAAGGGACGGUCUGCAAAGAUUCUGAACAACUCUAAACCUGUUGGUUUAUUGAACUUUGAUUUGAAUUUCCACCCUACAUUGGAGCCCAAGAAGUUGCCUGAUGGUUCUGUGGAAGAAUUGUUAGAUUUAAAUUCAGGUAUCACUAAGAUUCAGGUAGAAAAAGCUAUUGAUUUGAAUAACGCUGGUGAGAAGAAGCCUUCCACUUACGUUGAAGUUUAUGUUAACGCCAAAUUGGUUUUGACUACUGCUGUGGUUGCUAAAAAUGCGAAUCCAACUUACAGCGGUGAGCACGAAACUGUUAUAACAGACCGUCGCAGAACCAGGGUUAAAUUGGUUGUCAAGGACUUGAAAGGUAAUAUAAUUUCCAGUACCGUCCAAUCUUUAAAUGAUCUGAUCGAUAGAACUCAGGUCGAUAAAAGAUGGAUUCCACUACAAGGGGGUAAAGGUGAACUGAAGGUUACGACACAGUGGAAACCUGUAGCAUUAGAUGCUGGUUCUGAUAAUGCAGGAUAUGUUCCACCAAUCGGUGUCAUCCGGUUAUUAUUAAAUAAGGCAGAAGGCUUGAGAAACUUGGAAAAGAUCGGUACCAUUGAUCCGUAUGCGAGAGUUUUGGUUCAAGGCAAUGUUAGAGGUAGAACCAAUGCAGCCGACUCUACUGUGGAUCCCAUAUGGAAUGAAGCUAUUUAUGUUACAGUUUCUUCUCCCAAUCAAAGGAUUAGUAUUGAAUGCAUGGAUGUCGAGACGGCAGGAAAUGAUCGUACUUUGGGUAAGUUUGAUAUCAAGACUUCGGACUUAUUUCAGAAGGGUUCUGAUGAUAGGUAUUUGGAAGUUAUUAAUGAGGACCCAAUAAUGGGUCGCCUGGUUUCUAAAAAGGGGCCCAAGGGCAUCGUUACGUAUUAUAUUUCAUUCUAUCCUUCUCUUCCUAUUUUAAGCUUGGAAGAAAUAAUGGAGCUUGAUUCUAUCAAUGAAAGUAAGAAACAGUUGCAGGUUAAGAAAGAUAUUAUGAAGGAUUCUGCCUCUUCUGAGAAGAAGGCAGAAAUACAGAACGAGGAAACUGAGCUGAAGGAAUUAGAAGAUAUGUUCAGUAAUAAGAUGAAACUAGAUUUGGGCGAACUAUUGCAGUAUGGUAGUGGUGUUUUUGCAUUCACAAUAUUAGGAGGUGAAUUGCCUCAGACUGGCUGUUAUAUUCAAGCAUUCUUUGACUCAGGUGGUCAUCCAAAAUACGUCUCUCCAAAGAAUGCUACUAAAACUGUAAGGCCUAGUCCUUGGGGUGACGCUCUUAUCACAGAGCUACAAUGGUCUGUCACCACUUUUAGAGUUACAAAGAAUGCUCAUCAGAACAAAGCUGAAGGCUGUUUGUGCGAACUCAAUAUUCCAACAAUUGAAUUGGUUAAAAACUGUUUCUAUAAGCCUUCCAUUGUGACAUUGACUGGCGAUUCUACUGGAAAGGUGAUGGUACAGGCCUCUUGGUUCCCUAUUGUAGCCACCAGAUUCCCUCAAUCAGACUUAAUCACAAAUACUGGUGACUUGGAUAUUGAAAUUCGUAAUGCAGUUAAGUUGAUUGCUGCUGACAGAAAUGGAAAAUCUGAUCCAUAUGUCAAACUUUAUAUAGAUGAUGCUGAGAAUCAUUUCUAUAAAACAAAGGUACAAAAGAAAAACCUAAACCCAACUUGGGGAGAGUCCACUACAAUCCAAAUUAAUAAUAGGGUUAAUAAUUACUUGAGAAUCAAAGUUAUGGAUUGGGAUGCAGGAAAUUCUGAUGAUUUGAUCGGACUGGCUAUGGUUGCAUUGGCUGAUAUUAAUCCAGAUGGAGAUACUGUUAUGGACGUUCCACUAACUGCACCAGAUGGUGGUGAUGGUGGUAUUCUUUAUUUGACAUUUAGAUUUGCUCCUAGGUACACUGUGUCCGUAUCUAAAGUCGAAACAAAGGUUGCCGAUAUUGCAACGAAGGGUUUGUCCGCAGGUCUACACGCAGGAACGAGUGCCAUUGGCACUGGUUUGGGCGCUGUUGGUAAACUCAAAAAAGGUAUCUUGGGAGGUAAAAAUAAGGAUAAGGAUAAGCAAAAGGUAGAAGAAUGA
Molecule: messenger RNA, 3549 nt
Organism: Eremothecium cymbalariae DBVPG#7215
Lineage: Eukaryota; Fungi; Ascomycota; Saccharomycetes; Saccharomycetales; Saccharomycetaceae
Gene: TCB2
Product: tricalbin
Exons: 1
Coding region: 1-3549 (1182 amino acids)
Molecular function (GO): lipid binding
Source: RefSeq, a predicted model, not a curated record